CCGUCAUCCUUUCUUUCAGAGCGCUGGCUUCCUACCGAUCAUACUGAUCGCCCUGUAGUAACGCUUUCAGACAAGCCAGAUGUGUUUCUGCCGUUUGGCUCUGGUCCGAAGGCCUGUAUUGGGAAAAGUAUUGCGUUGGUCGAGAUCAAACUCAUACCUGCGCGAUUGGUUGCGCGAUUGGUUUGGCGUUUCAAUUUUGAGUUG
This is a messenger RNA of Paraphaeosphaeria sporulosa, 204 nucleotides long. RefSeq lists its product as uncharacterized. The transcript has a single exon. The record is from RefSeq and is a predicted model, not a curated record. NCBI's taxonomy places the organism in Eukaryota, Fungi, Ascomycota, Dothideomycetes, Pleosporales, Didymosphaeriaceae. The annotation marks the transcript as partial. Gene Ontology annotation, molecular function: heme binding; oxidoreductase activity, acting on paired donors, with incorporation or reduction of molecular oxygen; iron ion binding.